Molecule: messenger RNA, 1473 nt
Organism: Vicugna pacos (alpaca)
Lineage: Eukaryota; Metazoa; Chordata; Mammalia; Artiodactyla; Camelidae
Gene: TEX55
Product: testis expressed 55
Cellular component (GO): nucleus
Source: RefSeq, a predicted model, not a curated record
AUGGAAGAGCCUCCAGAAGAAGUUCCGGCAGAAUCCUUGGAAGUCGAAAGCAAAGCCAAGUCCUCAAAUGACAGCCACACAGACAGCCAGGAAGACAACAGGCAGAAACAAGAUGAAGUGGAGACAGGUGACCAGACUGAUCACAAAACAGCUGACCAGGCUGUCCAAGGAGUGUCUGGCCUGGCUGAACCCAACAAAUUUAGUCAAGCUGACCCCAAACUGUAUGAACACGUUGGAGAAAGAACAUCUGAUCAGGCUGACCUCAGAGCAUCCGACUAUUUUAAUGUUGUCGAUGAUAGAGCAUCUGAUCAGGUUAACCGAAGAAUGUCAGAACAGAUGGACAGCAAGGCAUCUAGCCAAGCUGAUGGGGUUGACAGCCAGAUGUCUGCUCUGCCUGAACAAGGUACCUCUGAACAAAUUGAACAAAGGGCUUCAGAACAGAUUGAUCACAGGAUGUCCAGCCUAGCUGAGAGAAGAUCUUCUGAACAGACUGACCGUAAACCAUCUGUCCCAUCUGUACAAAUAGCUUCUGAGCAGAUUGACCACAGAACGUCCCAACCAACUGACCAAAGAACUCAACAGAUUGAAAGUAGAUUGUCUGGCCUGGUUGAGCGAAAAGCUUCUGAACAGAUUGACCAUAGAUUGUCUGUCCAUGCUGACCACAGAGCAUUGGUAAGGACUACCAGCGAAGUGUCUGACCAAGUGACUAAACCAGCUGAAUACCAAGCUGCUGACCCUGCUGACCACCUUAAAAUUGACAAGGCUGACCACAGUGUAUCUGACUUAAUGGACAAAGAGUAUGACUACACAGAAGACAACAUGUUUGACUAUGGAGAACAUAGCCAGUCUGAUAACAGAAUGUUUGCAUAUUUUGGCAACAUCAGGGAAGACAAAGAAGAUGACUUCAGAGUACAACCCUGCAAAUUUGAGCCUAGCCAGACAGACAGCAACGUAUCCAAGGUUUCCUUUGAAACUGACACCGAAAGUGUAACCGAUCUGCAAGCAUUCAACCCAUUUGAUGACAGAUUGAUCGAUCACUUGCAAGAAAAAGACCUAGCCUAUUCCCCAAAGUUUCCCUCCAUUUCAUCCAAAUUGGAUUACAUCAUCAAUCAGGAAAAAACUCAAGCCACAGAAAUCAAGCCUGAUGAUAGUUCAGAAAUCCAGGAAAGAAGGAGUUCUCAGGCAUACAACAAAUCUUAUAGGAAGCAGUUUCCUCCUCUAAUAUAUGAAGAUCCUUAUUACGUUGCACUACAAUACAUGGAGAAACACCACAUUCUGCAAAUAUUCCAGAUCACUGAAUCUUUAGUCUACGAAAGGCCAGAGGACCCCCUGAAUUUUAUGCUCUGCCAGGUAUGGAAUAGGAGAAAAAAGACCACCUUUUUAUUCUGUUUAUUGUGAAAUAUAGCACACAUACAAGUGUACAGGACAUGGAAAACUCAGUGAAUUACCAUGAAGUGAGCAUACCAGUAACUA